ACACCCCAGCAGCUGAGCUCAGCUCGGCACCCCCCCUCAGCUGGGCCACCGCGGGCCAGGAGUGUUUCCGCCAUCGGGCUUCGCAGCCGCGACCACCCAGCUCCCGCCCCCGCGGCUGAAAUUCUGGCUGCCGCUUCGGCGCCUCUGCCCGUCGCGGCCACUGCUUGCUUUUCCCCGGGCGGAGGCAAAGGCCCGUGGAAGCGAGGUCUGGAAGGGCGGCGGGGCUGGCCGCUGAGCGGGCGAGGAGACGCCUUGCGAAGGCCCCCGAACUGUCCGGGCCGGCCCACCGCAGGCCGCGGCUGCCGAAGGCGAGCUGCAGCGCCCCGCUCGUCCGCGGCCAGAGAGGGCUCGGCUCCCCCUUCCGACGGUCGGAGAGGGCGGUUCAGGAAGCGGCGGCGGCGGCGGCUCCUCCCCGGCCCCGCUCGACUCUCGGCUGCCACCAGCUCGGCGCCCUAUAAAGAGCCAGCCGCGGCCGGCCCCGCACCGGCCCGAUGGAGAAGCGCGCGGGCGAGGCGGCGGAGGACGAAGGGGGGACGACGGGGAGAAGGCGGGCGGGACGAAAAGCCUGGUGCCGGGUGUGAACGGGAGGAGGAUGAACCUGAGCAGCCUGCCCGGCGCGCCCGCAGGCUUCCCUGGCUGGAGUGAGCCGUCCGGGCCACAGGAGGAGCCCGGGGGCAGCUGCGCCCUCGAAAGCGGCUAUCUCAGCCUGAAGGGCCCCGGCCCAGAAGCGGCCGAGGCGGACCCCGAGCAGGGGCGCUCCUUGCGGCCGGAUCGCGCGGAGGUGCAGCUGAAGGUGGACUUCUUCCGCAAGCUGGGCUACUCCUCGGAGGAGAUCUCGGUCGUGCUCCAGAAGCACGGCUUCAGUGCGGACACCAACACGGUCCUGGGCGAGCUGGUCAAGCAGGGCAUGGCCGUCGGGGAGAAGGACUCUGCGGACGCACCCCAGGAGGCCUUGGAGACGCCGCUGGUUCCCCGGGGAGGCUCAGCCCACAAGAGCCCCACGCGGGCUGCGCCUCCGGAGGGGAAGGAGGGGGAGAACCUGCGGCCGAUCGUCAUAGAUGGAAGCAAUGUGGCCAUGAGCCACGGGGACAAAGAUGUUUUCUCCUGCCGGGGUAUCCUGCUGGCUGUGAACUGGUUUCUUGACCAAGGACAUGCAGACAUCACGGUCUUUGUGCCAUCCUGGAGAAAAGAGCAACCGAGGCCAGACGUCCCCAUCGCAGACCAGCAUAUCCUCCACGACCUUGAGAAGAAGAAGAUCGUUGUCUUCACGCCUUCGCGGCGGGUGGGGGGCAAGCGGGUGGUCUGCUAUGAUGACCGUUUCAUUGUGAAGCUGGCCUAUGAGUCGGACGGCAUCGUUGUUUCUAAUGACGUCUACCGAGACUUGCAGUUGGAGCGGCCUGAGUGGAAAAAGUUCAUUGAAGAACGCCUGCUGAUGUAUUCGUUUGUCAGUGACAAGUUCAUGCUGCCCGAUGACCCCCUUGGCCGUCAUGGACCCAGCCUGGACAACUUUCUGAGGAAGAAGGCAGUGGUGCCCGAACAGAAGAAGCAGCAGUGCCCUUAUGGUAAGAAAUGCACCUACGGGAUCAAGUGCAAGUUUUACCACCCUGAGCGGCUCAACCCGCUGCAGCGCUCUGUUGCCGACGAGCUCCGCGCCAAUGCCAGGCUGUCUCCAACCAGGAGCACUCCAGCUGCCAGAGAGGAGAGGUUGAGCCGACGGCCUUCCCAGGCAGGACUCCUGAGCUCUCUGCCCCCCGAGAGCGAGAAGAUCCCCUUGCAGAAGGCUCCCAUGGAGAAGAGCCAUAAAGCCAAGCACAGAGAGGUGCCCCCGCUCCUGCUCAAAGGGGUCACCCAUGUGGCUGGCACCCCCGCCAAGAAUGGGGGGACCAGUGGCAGCCUCAGGCCUCCGGAGUGGUACCAGCCGCCUCCCGUGUCUCCCGUCAUGGAUUCCCUUUCUUACGUCUCUCAGGAUCAGUUUGAUUCGGGCAUUGGCUCCCUGGAGAGCCAGCUCUCUGAGAUGUGGCCCAGCCCCUUGGGUGGCCACAGCAAGCACCCCCACCACUGCAGGGGGCAGAGGCCUGUCUAUGAGCUCUCUCCGGACCCCGAGUCCAGCAGCUACAGCCAGCCUCAGCCCCAGAGCUACUGCAAACCCACCUUGGGAUCUGGCUCCAGCACCAGCUUCUUGCCUUACAGUCCAGACCUGCCCUCUGGCAGGGUAGUUCCUCACUCCCUUCCAGGGUACAGCAUCCCUGCCGACUCGAGGGUUUCUCUGGGGCCAAGAGCCAAGUACUGGUCUGAGCCCUACCAGCCUGCAGCACCCAGGGAUGUGCCAAGAGCCCACCAGCUGGCCUGCAGUGAGGCCUCCUGCCCAUGGCCUUCACCAGACCGCUUUGCCGAGGAGCGGGCAAAUGUGCACGUCCGGCUGUGUGGGAUCUUCCACCCUCACCUGGUGGAUGCAGUCAUGCGCCGCUUCCCACAACUUCUGGACCCCCAGCAGCUCGCUGCUGAGAUCCUCACCUACAAGUCACAAAAUCCUGGGGUGUAAAGCGGAGAGAGAGCAAGUCCUGUUCUCCUGGGCAGGCGGCAGGAAAGGUCCCAUAAGCUCCCAUCUCGAGCUCCAGUUUAACAUGAAAGGUCUCAAUAGGCCAGUGGCCACUUAGGAUGGGUAGGGACCACCACCACCACCAUGCCUUUCUGGGACAGGUGGCUCUUCACUUAAGAAGCGGGAUUUUGGCUCCUAGGACACCCUGAUGAACAUCUCACAGGAACCCUUGUCCAGUCAGCAGGUUCCUCUGACUCCUCAUCACACAUGGAGCCCUGCCCUGCGCCCAGCGUCAGCGGCUCCAUCCAGCACAAGACAGUCACAUGAUGCAACUGCCCUGCUGAAGUGAAGCCAGUCUGGGUCCAUUUAGUGGCUGGAUGGGAGAAUCUCAUGUAUGUUGCCUUGAUUCCGCAAUGGAGAAAGGGGGGGGGAAUAUAAAUUUAUUUAAGGAAAUAAAGAACAGGCCCUUUCCUUAUAAUACCAGAGGUAGGGAACUGAAAUCUAGCUCUGCCAGCAUUGCUGUAACUUUGUUUUAACUCUUGGCUUCCUUUAAUAAGUCAAGGACAACAGCCCCAUGUGGCUGGAUCUUGUGACCCUUUUCUGCUCACCUUGUAUGGUGGGUGGUGUUAAGUGUCAGCUUAAUUUGUUCAAAUCUCAGACUUUGAAUACGUUCUUUCCUACUCUACCACCACCAUCAUCAUCAUCACCACCACUAAGUUCCUCGUGCCCAUGGCCAUGGAGAAAAGAUGGAAAUGUAUAGCUAAAUUUGUCUACCAAGAGACCAGAAGACCGAGGGGUGGAAGAGGGACUUGGUGGCUGCUCCGUACCUGGGAAAACCUCCAUUAUCCUUCUUUUAUUUCUCCUUCUGGCUUGGCUAUCCAGCUUCCACUUCCUUGAUUCUUGUCUGAUGUUCCACAUACCUGGAAUUGUACCAGGCAAAGCAUAAUGUUUGGAGCUGAGCAGAGGACUCAUUGUUCACUUUUUUAAAGUCAUUUUAUUCUGGAGCCAUAAAAUCUGAAAUCUCAGAAGCUGCUAGAGGGGAGAUCGCUUCCUAACUACUACCUAUUUCGUGUAAUAUAUUCCUAGUUGAGUUUGGGGUUUUUUCUGCAGAAUUUGGAUCACCAGAGAAUAUUAUGCUCUUCCCCUUCAUCUAAGCUCAAAGGCCAGGUUCACCACUGAAAGGCUUCUGUUGAUCGGCCAGGAGCUUCUUCUGCCCAGAAGUGGGGAGAGGCCUCUCCAGCUGAGAAGAUGCUCGAUGGCACAUUUUGGCAGUGGUGACCCUGGCAAAAAGGAGUUACAGGCUCUUUCUGGCUUUCCCAUAACAUUGCUAUGAUUAAAAAACCUCUUUGUAUUUUGUGUACUCCAGAACGUAGGUAUUUUAAGACUAAUUGUCUUGCAAGAUUUAUUGAUGUAGGGAACUGGAAUGCCUUGUGGAGCUGAGCUCUCACAGCUUACAAAGGGCCACUCUACUUAACUUCAGACUUUCUCCAGUGCUGUAGAAAGGCACAUCUCUAAGUGUGGGGAGAGACUGUAUGUAGUUUGUUACUCCUCUAGUGGCUCAGUCUUGGUGACUGGUAAGUCCGAUAUUAACUGUUAUAGAUACCUUCGGUAAUGAAUUUAUAGCAAUUGAUACUGGUUCCUGCUCUUUUUAAAAAGUGUGUGAUUCACUUGCAGGCCAGGAGCAGUUGAUCUGUUGAUGCAUAUUGUAUCCCUCUGUAUACGUUAUGUAUUCUCCUGUGUGGUCCAUCGAGUGGUUUAAGCUGAGACCAUCCCUAGUGAUAGGUGGUUGAGGGAAAAGUGAGGCACGAGCCCCAUGGGCGCUUUGGAGGGCUGCUGUGAGCGGCUUCUUCCUUCUCACAUGCGCCAGAGGGACGGAUCAGCCCAGCUAGCACUGUGUGCUGCAGGAACCACCCGGACCCAGAAAACCCUGUAUGCCUGGUUAUUAUGACAACAUCACAGAACUGUGAUGUUUCAUGUUAGUAAGCAAAAUGCUUUUUAACAAUUGUUUGUAGUCUUAUAACGUUACACAUUUUGUAAAUUACAUGAGAGAUGGUUUUUAAUGAGAUAGGAUCCCUUGAUGAUGAUGCUUUUCCUUUCCUCUGCAUGAUCAGGGUUGCUGUCUCAUACUCAGAGGCAGAUUAUUUUAAAUUACCUGGAUCAGUGAACACUUUGGAACUUGCUGUAUCUCUUUCUGAAGCAAUAAUUACUGACUGUGUUGCACCAAUUAAAGGCCCUGGUUCCUCAGGUUGCUCUUGUC
Molecule: messenger RNA, 4796 nt
Organism: Rhineura floridana
Lineage: Eukaryota; Metazoa; Chordata; Lepidosauria; Squamata; Rhineuridae
Gene: ZC3H12A
Product: zinc finger CCCH-type containing 12A
Exons: 6
Coding region: 593-2542 (649 amino acids)
Biological process (GO): nuclear-transcribed mRNA catabolic process, RNase MRP-dependent; 3'-UTR-mediated mRNA destabilization
Cellular component (GO): nucleus; cytoplasmic ribonucleoprotein granule
Molecular function (GO): RNA endonuclease activity; mRNA binding; metal ion binding
Source: RefSeq, a predicted model, not a curated record